Molecule: messenger RNA, 1459 nt
Organism: Panicum hallii
Lineage: Eukaryota; Viridiplantae; Streptophyta; Magnoliopsida; Poales; Poaceae
Product: putative S-adenosyl-L-methionine-dependent methyltransferase MSMEG_1480/MSMEI_1444
Exons: 7
Coding region: 94-1152 (352 amino acids)
Biological process (GO): methylation
Molecular function (GO): methyltransferase activity
Source: RefSeq, a predicted model, not a curated record
AAGAAAAAUGGUUGGAUUAUGCAUCGUCACGGCCUCACCGUCGCAGGAUAGAGAGAGGAACAACCGACAGCUUCGAGCACGUGACAUCGGCACAUGCCCUCGCUGCCGAGGCUCGCCGCGCCGGCGCCGGCGGCGGCCCCAACCGUGCGUCGCACGCCGCCGGCCCUGCCACCGCCGCUGCGUCCCCCCUGCCGCGCCUGCUCCUUGGGCAGCGGGAGGCGCCCGCCGCGGCCCCCCUCGGCCACCGCCGCCGACGCGCCCCGCGGAGGCCCGAUCCCGGAGCCCGAGGAGGUCGACCAGCACCUCCUCGCCGCCCUCCACGCCGCUCGCAUCCGGGACGAGGAGUCUCGCCGCUCAGAUCCUCUUUUCAUCGAUCCAUAUGCUGCAGUUCUUCUUUCUCAUGAUGUGGCACAUCAUCAUAUGGAUUAUCUAGUUUCACAUGCAGUGGUUUGCUAUGACCAUUAUAGGCUAACAACUAGAUAUAUUGAUGACAAACUACAGAAUUUGGUCAGCAAUUCGGAAGAUAUUAGACAGAUUGUUCUGUUGACAGAUGGAAUGGACACUCGUCCAUAUAGGCUGAGCUGGCCUAGGCUAUCUGUUGUGUACGAUGUGUCACCAGGAAAAGUCUUCAGUACAGCGACUCGGCAGCUUAGAGGAUCUGGAGCAAAAGUUUCACGAAAUUGUGUCUUGCUUCAUACCCCUUUGGAGUCCCCUGAUUUACAAGAGGGCUUGAGCAAAAAUGGCUUCAAUGGGAAUAGGCUCAGCUUGUGGGUACUACAGGGUUUACCUCUGCCCACAAUCACGAGUUUAGAAAAUCUCUUGCUUGUUAUAAGCAAUUUAGCAAUGAAAGGAAGUAUCUUCAUGGGAGAACUGCCCCAUUUUCCAGGCUGUACGGCGUCAAUGGACAUGGGAUUGGAACAGGAGAAUCUGGAAAAGCUUUUCUUUACUCAGGGCUUUCAAGUCAGCUUUGUGCGAUAUGACGAUGUUGUGAAGGAUGUUGGCUUAGAUCUAGCUACUCCAUGGGAACAACGUGGCAGAUUGCUUUUUGUUGCAGAACAGCUGCGGUUUUCAGACGCACAGAUGGAGAGCUUCCGGAUGCAUUUCGAAAGAAUAGAGGAGGAUGCGGACGAAGAUGGAUUUGAGGAACUCUAGCCAGCUUUGUGAUGUUUGACACAAAUGAGGCUUUACUGGUUUUUAGCUUUGUGCAGAAACCUUGCCAUGGAUCAGAAUAGAGCUGGUAGAAACAGGACCAUGCUGGUCAAACUGGAGCCAAGUUUCUUCUUGGAGAGCAGAAGAAUCAGAGAUCUUUACAACAUAACUCUUUUUGUUGAUAAAGCUACACUUAAUUCAAUGUUUGAUCAAAAGAGGUGGCUAUCUUUUUUUUCACUUGUUUUUUGUAAAGAUUUUGCAGUAUUGGAGCAGAUGCAGAUGUGAAGGCUGAACUGACUUGCACAUGGUU